AUGAAGCGCGCCCACGGCAUCGCUCCCAAUGCAGCAACCGUCAAGCCCGCACCACGAAGUCUUAAGCCAGUGCGCACUGAGCCAACCCAAUCUUCAUCAACCACUCCCAAAGCCAAGAAACGCAAGACCGAUCACUUCCUCGAAGAAAACACAGCCGAAGACGAUGAUGAGGGCUUCGGCACUGUCAAGACGGAGCCAGUUGUGGCAAAGACAGAGCAACUGGAAGUCAAAGCAGAGGUGGAUAAGAAACAUCAACCUGGCCAACUCAGUCUCGACGAAACCGCCAAUCUGCUGCAAUACUACGAUACGCCAACUCAAUAUGCUGCCAUCGGAAUGGGCAUGAAUGACGGCUACAAUGGGGAUUAG
Messenger RNA from Cadophora gregata, 366 nucleotides. RefSeq lists its product as uncharacterized. The transcript has a single exon. NCBI's taxonomy places the organism in Eukaryota, Fungi, Ascomycota, Leotiomycetes, Helotiales, Ploettnerulaceae. Bases 1 to 366 code for a protein of 121 amino acids. The record is from RefSeq and is a predicted model, not a curated record.